AUGCGUGAAAGCAGGAUCGAAGUCCUUGAUGACUACGUAAUUGCGUAUGAGUUGCCGAGCGGCGACACAACACCAUACUUCACUACUGCAAAUUUCCUGCCUGGUCAGCCAGAUAUAAAUGUUAAAUUUGCACUAGAAUUACGGCGGGAAUGCGUCGUCGUAUCAGUGUAUGGUUGCAUUUUGUUGAUCGGAGGCGAAGAUGACGACGGUGACCCAUCUGACAAGACUGACAUAAUGGACGUCUAUAGUGGCGAUGUCGCCAGUUUGCCACCGAUGAUGCAUUCACGGUCAGGUCAUUGUGCUACUCUGCAUGCUGGAGGCAUUUUCGUGGAGAGACUGCCGAAUUUGCCAACAGCACGAUCGGAAUGCUCGGCAGUGUACGUACCCGCAUUUGGUGAUAUCGUCGUUGGGGGAUGGCAAAGUCGAAUUCAACGUGAGGUGAACAAUGUUGAAUUGCUUGAACAAUGUGGAGGUGUUACUUCCGAGAAAUGCUCGUGGAGGGCACUCACCCCAAUGCUGGAAUGGCGCAGGUCUCCAGGAAUUGCCUACUUCCAUGACCGUGUGGUCGUCGCUGGGGGCAACGAUGGAGAGCGAAUCACCGUCGAGAGCUUUUCUGUACCCUCCAGUGCCAGAGACAUGGGACAGUGGACGAAGCUUGCUGGACCAGAACAAGGCUUUGGUGGCCCGAUUUCGUUGGCUGUGUUCAAGAAAAGGCUUCUUCUAGCAGGUGGCGGUAUCGAUGUGCUGGAGCUUUCGUCGGAGUCAGAAGUAGACGAUUCAGAACUGGAUGGAUUUACGUGGAAACCACAAUUCACGAUUACAGGCCUAACUUGCGCACGUCUCUUGCAAAUGCGAGACACAACGAUGAAAGUGAAGAAAGCCUAG
Mesocestoides corti is the source of this 885-nucleotide messenger RNA. The record is from the annotation of a GenBank genome assembly. NCBI's taxonomy places the organism in Eukaryota, Metazoa, Platyhelminthes, Cestoda, Cyclophyllidea, Mesocestoididae.